Molecule: messenger RNA, 722 nt
Organism: Melanaphis sacchari
Lineage: Eukaryota; Metazoa; Arthropoda; Insecta; Hemiptera; Aphididae
Gene: MED18
Product: mediator of RNA polymerase II transcription subunit 18
Exons: 5
Coding region: 1-675 (224 amino acids)
Biological process (GO): termination of RNA polymerase II transcription; regulation of transcription by RNA polymerase II
Cellular component (GO): mediator complex; core mediator complex
Molecular function (GO): transcription coregulator activity
Source: RefSeq, a predicted model, not a curated record
AUGGAAGCAGUCAAGGAAGCGCCGAUCCCGGCGAUGGAUAGCUUGACUGCAGCUAUGAAAAACAACAUUGUCCCGAAUCAAGAGUAUUUGUUACAAGGCAGUGUUCUGGAUUCAGCCGUUGAAGUUCUGUUGCAUAGGUUAAGAGGCCUUUGCGACAACGUUGAUUCAGGACCCGAGACAUUUCAUGACCAUGAAAUGUGUUUUAGCAUAAGGAGUGUUACACCACAACCACUCACAUUGAGAGUCAGAAGAGCGAUAGACUAUUUAGAUAUGCCAUACCAGCUGCGUUACAUUGGACAGCCUGAACUUGGUGAUAAAUCUAGACCGACAAUCUUACGAAACAGUAUCGAUGUAGCUACAACGCCAACAAUAGUAGACUUCCUCACUGAAAUGGGAUUUCGCAUGGAUUUUGAAUACAUUUUACGUGGCUAUAUGUUUCGGAAAGGCAGAAUGAAAAUUACAGUGUCUAAAAUAUUUAAAAUGAUGGUAGUAGGUAAACCUGCUCCAGAGAGUGUCGAUCCAAUAUCACAGUCAUACCUAGUAGAAUUAAGUGUAUUGGCACCUAGUAAUCAAGAUGCUAUUGCUGAAGACAUGCGUGUAUUUGCUGAACAACUGAAGCCACUGGUGCAUUUGGAAAAAGUUGAUUACAAACGAUUAACACAACCACCAAUGUAAAAUUGUUAAUGUCAUGCUUUGUAAAUAAAUAUUUUUUAUCAAAGUUU